CAUCCCCCAUCCCCCACUGCUCUACGUGCUUCCAUACAGCCUGAAAAAUCAACCGGAGGAAACAGAGGAGAAUAGACUAACCCUUACCAUCCCGGGAAGAUCGCGCGUAAUCGGGAUCAUAGACUGGACCAGAGUGACCCAUCCGAACCAUCGCGCUCUGUAAAAACAGGCUGUCUUCCAACAUGAACCCGGUGUACAGUCCAGUGCAACCGGGAACCCCGUACGGAAACCCGAAGAAUAUGGCAUACACGGGUUAUCCUGGAGGUUAUCCGACGACCGCUCCAGCCUACACAGCCAACCUGUAUCAGACGGGCAACCCGGGAUACCCGCAAGUUCUGCUGGUGAAGCAGGCCUGGCCCCAGACGGCAUCGGCCCCGGGGCCCGCAGAAAGCUCCUAUGACCUGGCUGUGGACGCUGGCUCAGAGAGCAGGCAGUACCAGGCAUCAUCUACUGCAUUCAGAUAUACUGCAGGAACGCCUUAUAAAGUGCCCCCUACUCAGACCAAUGGAGCCCCCCCUCCCUACUCCCCGUCCCCUAACCCUUACCAAACGGCUAUGUACCCCAUUAGAAGUGCCUACCCCCAGCAGAACCUCUAUGCUCAGGGUGCUUACUACACACAGCCGGUGUAUGCGGCCCAGCCUCAUGUCAUCCACCACACCACCGUGGUCCAGCCCAACAGCAUCCCCUCCGCCAUCUACCAGGCUCCCGUACCCAAUCAGCGCUCAAACGGGAUGGCCAUGGGCAUGGUGGCUGGGACGACGAUGGCCAUGUCCGCUGGGACCUUGCUGACCACCCCUCAGCACACUCAAAUCGGAGCACACCCCGUCACCGUGCCAACGUACCGACCCCAAGGGACACCCGGGUACAGCUAUGUGCCACCUCACUGGUAGAGCCCACCUGCCAAUCAUAUCUGGAGUCAAACAUUGUAUGCAACUACUAAAGUCUUACAUCGGCGCUCUGUGCUCAACAGUGAGGCGCCACGUCUGUUUGCAAGAACAAAAGAGAAAAAGUGCAAGGGUCACUUUAUGCAUUCUUAUGUGUUUUUGUAAAAGCUGCUUUUUUAUCUUUUAUUUAAGUUCUUAUUUUCUUGGGAUGACGUUCUUGCAUUAGGUUUUUUUUCCUCUUCAUUUUCAGUGUUCCACAGUCACUUCUGUAAGAGCUCCAGAAUGAUUUCGACCAAUCACGCCUCUUCGAGCGUUUCCUCUUUUUUGUGUUCUGUGUAACCGCCGGUGUGUAGGAAUGUACCGACGCAAUAUCAGCACCACUCGGAUCAUUCACUCGAUUAUGCUGCCAAAUUUGAUAACCUUUAGAUAUUAGCGCAGGGUUGUUUUUUCGUUUUUGUUUAUUUACAGCGACCUUUGGUUUCGGCCUUCCCCGUUCCCUUCACGGAACGUCCUUUUGAUUUUCUAAGGACAUUUAAUUUGGUCAGAUUUCCCUGAUUUUGGUCAUUGAAAACAAGGGUGUCUUCCAGCUUGUAGCUGUUCCUGUAGAUUUGUAAGGAAUUAUAUCAUUAGUAGGCCUGUGCAAACGUGGUUUAACCUUCAUUAGGAUAUCGAGUGCAUACAGUAAUCUUAGUUAUUCACUAAAUAGAGAACGUUUGAGUGAGCCGGUUACUUUCUUAGCUUAUGUGUCCGGAUAGCGUAAGCUUCUGAACUAUAACGUGUAUAUUCGAUCUAUAUAAAUGUGCGCACGGGUGCUCUCGCAGGGAAAGCGGCGUCACGGGGGAAUAUUGAGGGGGGGAAAUGUAUCGGUGGCACUUAGCUGGAGCCUCCGGGUGCGAUGCCAUCACGGUGGCAUCGAAACUGAUCGACGUGUGCCAACUUUGAGGCCGGAUAGGAUGGACACUACUCUUGACUUGACCGUAAGGAUUGCAUCCAGGAUUCAAAGGGAUUUUAACGCGACGUAGAUGGCACUAAAAGCAACAAAAAAAUAAGAGGAGCGGUUAAAAAAAACACGAACCUGCUCUGGGUCUAGGGUGGGUGGAAUCUAACCCCUCUGUGAAUUCUUGGGUCUGUACGCCUUUAGUUGCGCAGAUUUUAAGCGUAGAAGCGCGGUUGAUCAAUGCAAUAAUGAGAACGGCCUGCUCGAGCGGCUUUUUAAAUUGUAAUUUACAGCAUUUUAGAGCGAGAACAGAGAGAAUUUUGAGUUCCUAUCCGAGGCCUCGCCUGUAUCCAUGAAUCGUGUAUUCAGAAGUGACAUGUCAAGUAUUCUAUGAGAUGUUAUACUGAUGCAUUGCACAUUGACAAAUAGACGUAACUUAAUAACCAAUUAUACGGUACACUCUCAUAUUUAAUGAUGUAAUUAAGAAAAACAAGCAUUUACUCUAGAAACCAUUAGUCUUGGUAUGUCUCUGGAAGUAAUCUUAUCGUCAGUACAAAGAAAAAACAGUAUCACUCUUUCGUUGUCGUUUUCGUUGGCUAAUGAACCACUAUUUCGAUAUAGUAAAGCGCAAGGGGGGGAGAAGCGAUCCUCUGGUCUUAUGUGAAAGUAAUGAAGUCUAGUAAUGCAUGUGUCAUGCGUUUGAAUGCAGUAUCGUGUCAUGGGAUGGAAACUGUGCCCUCGCUAAGCAUGGUUGCAUCAUGUCCAAUCGCAGCUUACGGAUUGCUUCGAAUAAUACGUGAAUCACACAUUCCCUUCGAUGUUUCCUUGUAGGUAAAAGCCCGAAUACGUCAAGGUCACGUUUGAGCCCAAAAUCAAAAGAAGAGCUCAUUUCCAACUUUACAUUUUUAUUACAUCGAUGCAGCUGGAUGUUUUACUUUAUAGACGUCAUUCUUUACUUCAUUACAGUAAACAAAUACUGUAUUGUAAUUCUUUUGUAAGUCGAUAAAUAGUACCAUGAAGUAAAAAUACAUAUUAUAAUAUUUUAAUCAUUCUUGCGUUACAGUAAUGAGAAUUGGGGGAGAAUUCUCAUUACUGGUUUUAAAACGAAACCUUUUACGCAAAAUCUAAAUUUUUCUUCCUGUUGAUUUGGGGGUAAAAUGUGACUUUGGUGUGGUCUUGAAAUGUUUUGUGAGAUUCAUAGCAGAAUAUUGCUGUAACUUUACCACAUUAGGAACUUUUAAUCAUUUAUUGGCCUUUAAAAAUGAUGAAUAUUUUUGGCCUGCGCUAGUUGGAUAAAACGCCAGGUUUUUGUUUCACAAAGUUCCAAAUUGAUUGGUUGAUAAAAGGAUUAAAAUCCUAAAAUUAUUUGACCAGACUCUUUCCCUUUAGUCUUUAAACAGUAUUACAGCAAGCAGUAAGAUGCAUUUUCUAGGGGUUUUUUUGGGGCAACAUCGUGACCGAUGGAUGCAACUGAUCACGAUAGCCGACAUAAGUAAACAUUCAGCGGUCCGAAACACAAACCUGAGACCUCUAAACUCAAAGCUUAGAGAUAUCACAGACGAUUCGUUCAGGACGAAAGGAUUUCACCAUCCACUCUGUAAUUUAGGCGCUUUUUACGUAAGUGUUAUUUAAAGUUUUAAUUAAUGAUUGAUGUUAAUUUUUUCUUAAAAUAGGAGAUCUUCAUAGUUGAUCUGGAGUGGAGUGAAUUACGGUUCAUGUGGUUGAGAGGCAUUUCAGAGCACAAGUCUUCAAAGGGUUUCCUCUUCAUUCAUUUCCACAUUCUGUCUUUCUCUUCCUCGUUCUGUUGAAAUGGGAUCGGCGGAGGUCAGCCGUCUGAGAUUUAAGGUUUUCUUUGAACUUUGUCUGAAAAUGAGUUUUGUCGCAGCUACUGGAAUGCACAACGCAGGAUCAUCAUCGCAUACUUCAGUCAAGCUCAUAUCGUUCCAAAACUCUUUCUUUCUUCGAAGAGGGAUAUAAACGCCCGUCCUCUGUGGCCACGCAAUAACGUGGCAUUGGAAGUUGAAACGUCAGAUUUGUGGCGUUGUGAGGGCAAGUAAAUGAUGACACGGCUGUUCUUUUUCCAAUACCAUGCUUAUCAGUCAUUAUUUUUGUGGGGGGCUUUAGAUGUUUGUCCUUGCUAAAAUAGAUUGAUCUGUCUAAUGUGAACCUGAGAGUUGCGAUUCGCUCUGGCGUCGGCGUGAGCAUUCGGUUUCUUGUCCUCCGAUUGUUUUAGAUCUCGUUGAUUUUGUGAACCCAUGCACUGUUCUGUUGUUUCAUUUCAGGGCAUCGAUCAAACGAUUGUUUACUAGCGCCCGUGACGCAUGCAGCGGGUUAUUCUUUGAGACACCUAUGUACCAGGACCCCCUUGAACACGAGAUGGUGCAUCUCAAGGGGUUUAUCCAAUUAAUACAUUUCAUCUUUAGCUCCGGCGAUCUCAGUCACGUCACCAGUAUGUCGAGAUAUUUCCACAUUCAUUGAGGCACUGGUUUCUCUUGCUAAAACGCCCCCAUCAUUGUCCAUGAUAGAAGAACACUGUUGUUUAGGGUGACUUUGUUUUACGUUUCACCCGUGCAAGACUUGUUGUUUGCAUUCUAAAUGUAAAGCAAAAAGGGGAAAGUCUUCCAGAAUUGAUCUCCCUUCAGUGAGAGUGAAAGACGUCUCGGCCCACACGACGUGUCAGGCACCACAUCACGGUUCUGGCACCGGUGAGAUCUCAUGCGGGUCAGAGCGCCAGCGCGGUCCAGGCCGUGUCUUUCAUUCAUUUGAGCAAGGAGACCCACAUUAGACUUGUGAAAUGAAGUGUAAUUCUGUUUUUAUUAUAAUGGGUUUUUUAUUGUUUUGUUUUUGUUUUGGAAGAUCAGUUAGUGAUCUCUGUGACAUAAUUAAGCCAAGUUUGUAAUUGUAUAAUAUUUACUGUAAGAUGUAGAACAUUCAAUAACUAUUAAAAUCUUUCCAAAAAUGU
This is a messenger RNA of Triplophysa rosa, 4783 nucleotides long. It is a transcript of the gene fam168a, whose product is annotated as family with sequence similarity 168 member A. The transcript has 8 exons. Bases 183 to 890 code for a protein of 235 amino acids. Gene Ontology annotation, biological process: positive regulation of base-excision repair. The record is from RefSeq and is a predicted model, not a curated record. NCBI's taxonomy places the organism in Eukaryota, Metazoa, Chordata, Actinopteri, Cypriniformes, Nemacheilidae.